Molecule: messenger RNA, 3724 nt
Organism: Diceros bicornis minor
Lineage: Eukaryota; Metazoa; Chordata; Mammalia; Perissodactyla; Rhinocerotidae
Gene: PRSS23
Product: serine protease 23
Exons: 2
Coding region: 180-1310 (376 amino acids)
Biological process (GO): proteolysis
Molecular function (GO): serine-type endopeptidase activity
Source: RefSeq, a predicted model, not a curated record
CCUGCCACCGGAAUGCAGGCUUCCCUUCCUUGGAAGCCCCUGAGAGACUGAGUGAAGCGGGAAGGAACCCGGUCUUAGCCUAAAAACGCUCAAGGUGCACGUGGCGUGAGGAGCGCACCGGUUUUUCCAACUCUUCAGAGUUAAGGAGGGGCUCCACAUGCACUAGAGUGGUGCUCAGCAUGGCGGGCGUCCCAGGGCUCCUCUUCCUUCUCCUCCUCCUCUUCUGUGCUCUCGGGCAGGGGAGCCCCUACAGUGCCCACUGGAAACCCACUUGGCCUACUUACCGCCUCCCUGUCGUCUUGCCCCAGUCCACCCUCAACUUAGCCAAGCCAGACUUUGGGGCUGAAGCCAAAUUGGAAGUGUCCUCCUCAUGUGGACCCCAGUGUCAUAAGGGAACGCCACUGCCCACUUAUGAAGAGGUCAAGCAGUACCUGUCUUAUGAAACGCUCUAUGCCAAUGGCAGUCGCACAGAGACACAGGUGGGCAUUUAUGUCCUCAGCAGUGGCAGGGGUGAGUCUUCGGGAAAGUCUCGGAGGAAGCGGCAGAUUUAUGGCUAUGACAGCAGAUUCAGCAUCUUUGGGAAGGACUUCCUGCUCAACUACCCCUUCUCAACAUCAGUGAAGUUAUCUACAGGCUGCACUGGCACCCUCGUGGCAGAGAAGCACGUCCUCACAGCUGCCCACUGCAUACAUGAUGGAAAAACCUAUGUGAAAGGAACCCAGAAACUUCGAGUGGGCUUCCUGAAGCCCAAGUUUAAAGAUGGUGGCCGAAGGGCCAACGACUCCAGCUCAGCUGUGCCCGAGAAGAUGAAAUUUCAAUGGAUCCGGGUGAAACGCACCCAUGUGCCCAAGGGUUGGAUCAAGGGCAAUGCCAAUGACAUUGGCAUGGAUUAUGACUAUGCCCUCCUGGAACUCAAAAAACCCCACAAGAGAAAGUUCAUGAAGAUUGGAGUGAGCCCUCCCUCCAAGCAGCUGCCAGGGGGCAGAAUCCACUUCUCUGGUUAUGACAAUGAUCGACCUGGCAAUUUGGUGUACCGCUUCUGUGAUGUCAAAGAUGAGACCUAUGACCUGCUCUACCAGCAGUGUGAUGCCCAGCCCGGGGCCAGCGGGUCAGGGGUCUAUGUGAGGAUGUGGAAGAGACAGCAGCAGAAGUGGGAGCGAAAAAUUAUUGGCAUCUUUUCAGGGCACCAGUGGGUGGACAUGAAUGGCUCUCCACAGGAUUUCAACGUGGCUGUUAGAAUCACCCCUCUCAAAUAUGCCCAGAUUUGCUAUUGGAUUAAAGGAAACUACCUGGAUUGUAGGGAAGGGUGACACGGUGUUCCUUCCUGGUGGCACUUAAUGGUCUUCAUGUACUUAUUUUAGGAGAGGCCAAAUUUUGUCAUUGGUGUGUGUGUGUGGAUGUGUGGAUGUGUGUAAUGCGUCAAAUAUCUUUUAUCUAAUUUUUUAAAAUUGCAAGAUGACUGGCUUUAUUAUUUGAAAACUGGUUUGUGUAUCAUAUAUCAUUUAAGCAGUUUGAAGGCAUACUUUUGCAUAGAAAUAAAAAAACAUCCUGAUGUUUGGGGCAAUAGGGAAAACUUAGCGAUUAUAAGUUAAUCUUUCACUUUUUGAGAACUUUGAUUUUUAUUUCAUCUGAACUUGUUUCAAAAGUUUAUAUUAAAUAUGUGACAUAUGGGAGAUAUAAAUUCUUAUGUGUGUAUGUGUGUAUUUUCUCCUGAGAUUCAUCUUGGUUUUUGGUGUGUUUUUUUUAAUGCCUCAUCAUUAAUGUUUCCAGAUGGCAGUGUUCCCCACCACAUACAACCCUCAGGAAUUUUCACAAUACUUCUUAGACAGCAGUUAUAUUUUGGGUUUAGGGCAUUUGCGCAGUAGUCCUUGAUCAGUAAAAUAAUUUAACUAUAUUGGUAUACAUAUUAAACUAUAUCUUACAUAAGUCAGUAUCCCAAGCUGCUUUCAGUUUUGAAAUAGUUUCCCUUCCGAAGACUAUUGCUGUACUUUUUGGAAAGACUCUGCAUAUGGCUCUGCCAGCUUUGCAGUCACACCAGCGUAGGCAAGACUGUUUAUGCCAGUCCUUCCAUUUAACAGGAUUGCACUCACAUUUCUUGAACUGGCUGUUUUGCGGAAGACAAUUAUCAGGGCCUAAUUAGAACAGGCUGUAUUGAUACCCAGCUAAAAGUUGUGGUCACACUAAAAACAAUCAUUGCAUUUUACUCUCAGAGUGGAGCACAUCUCAUAUUUUAUCAUUUGGAUGGAGUAAUUUAAAAUAAAUUCCAGAGAACAAUGGUCACAUUGCUCGGCAGAUGUCACAAUAGAAUAACCACUUGUUUGGAGCCUGGCACAGUCGUACAGCCUAAUCAAAAUUAUUCUGCGUUGUUUUCAAUGUGCUUUCAGGGAGCUGUGUAUGUGUGCAAUUUGGAAACUUUUCUCUCUUACUUUACUAAUUUCAUAGUAAAAGUAUUUAGAAGGUGCUUUAAGAAAAACCAAUAUGGUUUUUUUUCACCAGCUUUAAAGGGGACUCUUUUACUGGACUAGUCUAGGCUAUAGGCACAUAUAAUGAAGUACAAUUGUAAAAAUGAAAGUUGGGAGAAUGCAAAAUGGAAAAGACUCCAAUACAUGUCUUCAUGAAUGUUUUAUCAAUAUGAUCAUCACAGUAUAUUAUGUUUUCAUUUCAUGCCUCUCAGCCUGAGCACUUCUUUCUAAAUGUAUCAGUGGGGGAAAACGCCAAUGGAUGACAAGGCAGGUGUUCGCUAUGCUUGCACCCCAGGUAAUUUCAGCCUGCACUGUGGCUAUUUGCUUGUGAGGACGUUCAAAUACAGCACUGAUGCUUAAACUUCUUCCAGGUGGCUCUUGGCUUGUGUUUUUUGAGCUUUUCAGAAGAAUAAUCAUGAUAAGGCACUCAAGAAAUAUACAACCAUAGUGCUUUCUUCAAAUCACAUGAGAAAUACUAUGCAUAGCAAAGAUAUGCAGGGCGGCCAGGAAUCUUUCAAGUUCCAGUAAAAUUUGCUUUGGAAUCUAACAGGAAUCUGGCCUGAGGAAGAAGAGAGGUCUCCAUCUCUAUGACUGGUAUUUGGAGGUUUUGUUUGUUUUUGCUUUUGCUUGGUGCAAAAAGAAGUUCACUGAACACCUAGACCAGAACUGAUUUUUUUUUUUAACAGAUGCUCCUUUUAUGAAGCACCUUGAUUUUGAUUUUUUGCAAAGUUGCAACGUCCCUCAGCAAGGGCAGGUAAUGGCACAAAGUCAAAAUAAUAUCAGUGUUUAGUUCACAAGUAGAUGUAAUUUACUAAAGAAUAGUGCCCACGUGCUAUAUACAACAUAACUCCUAGAAUUGUGUGAAAGAAGAUUGCAAAAUAAUUCAACGUCCAUUUUUGCAGUGGUAAUAAAAGGAAGCAUGGUAUUAAACUAUCAUGGUGGUUGAAAUAAAAAAGAAGAAAGGACUCUGGCAAGAUUAUACAAUUAGUGCUUUACAUGUGUUAGUUAUACAUUGUAAGGAUUUAUUCCUAGUAAGGCUAGUAGAACUAGCCUUCCUAAACUGUGUGCCUUAAACACUCACCCUCCAGAUCUUCUACGAAAAAUAAAAAGGGCACCAUCAUCAAGGCGGAGGGAGAUGCCUCUCAAUAUUCCUUUUCCUUAUGGAGGAUUCACUUGUCCGUUUGCACAAUGAAAGCGCUAGGAAUUCCUGUAGUCAAGAGAUGUGUUAAUGUUUUAAAAUCUGCAUUUCAAUAAAAUCUUUG